ACGUGUGUGACAGUCAUUCAAAAAUGGCCUUGAAUUCGACAUGACUGACUGCUUCUGAGUCUAAUCGUGUCUGAAAAUCACGCAGAUUCAUGUCAUCAUAUAUUUAGUUGUGUUGUUUUUUUGCACAUAAUAACAUGAUGAAAGAAACACGCACGUAUCCCCACGUGAAAGAGAAGAAAGCAGACAGCGGGCAAUGAACCCGGUGUUGUGCUGACCAAAGAAAAGGACAAAGAGAUGGGGUCUCACUCUGUCAUCAUUUCGGACUCGGACAAUGUCAUAAAAGCGUGACGCCUCUGAUGGAUUGUAGUAGUAUGUAAUUAAUUAAUUUAAUGGCAUCUCUAAUUUGUACAAAAGUGCAGAUACUUCAUCCUGCAACAAUCCAAAAGGCUCCAGGAAGAAUGUCUGCGCGGUAAGUCGUCGUCGCAAUAGACGAUCUUUGUCGCUAGCUAAGGGGCUACCGCUAACGAGCGACAAGUGGAGACCGGACCACGCCGCUCUUCGCUCCGGUAUGAUGCCAGGUGACAGCAACAUGACCUCCAUCGUUCAAAGAAUAGCUCGGCAGGCUCUCGUCACCUUCAGGAGCCCACCCCGUGUCGGCGAAGAGGCCGGCAAGUCUUUCCUGGAGAACCAGAGCAAACUGAAAAGUUUGAUGACGGAAGUGCGAGCGGCGGACCUGAAGCUGGCCCCGCGGAGAGGCGACGACAGCUCGCCCGGUGUGUCCCCUCCGCUGCCGUACCACCACCACCACCACCACCACCACGGCGGGCCCCCGGUCACCUACAUGCACAUCUGUGAGACGGACCAGUUCAGCAUGGGGGUGUUCCUGCUGAAAAGCGGCGCCUCCAUCCCGCUGCACGACCACCCGGGGAUGCACGGCAUGCUCAAAGUCCUGUACGGCAAGGUCAGGAUCAGCUGCUUCGACCGGCUGGAGCGACCUGCCGGCGGCACGCAGGCAGCGGCGGCGGCGCCUGCGCUGCCCCCGACCCAGAUGGGCUCUCUGCGGCGCUCCUUGCUCCGCUCCAUCGACGAGUACACGGAGGAGAGCGGCCCCUGCGUCCUCUCGCCCGACCAGGACAACCUUCACCGGAUCGACGCCGUGGACGGCCCGACGGCGUUCAUGGACAUACUGGCCCCGCCGUACGACCCGGACGAGGACAGGGACUGUCACUACUACAAGGUCCUGGCCGAAGGGAAUGCUCGAGACACGGAGCAGAAGGAGAAGGAGGUCUGGCUCUUGGAGAUCUCGCAGCCCGCGGACUUCUGGUGCGGAGGGGAGCCGUACCCAGGCCCGGAGGUCUGCCUCUGAUCCGUGUGUGUGUGUGUGUGUGUGCGCACCCUGUGGUGGCACGAGGCCGGUGGCUUUGGGACGUGAAGCUUGGUGAGCUGUCCCUGUAGAGAAACAUUAGCUGAGUAAGGUGUUUGUCAACAAUGCUGCCCUGCAAUGGCGAACAGCUCCAUACCUGUUUUGCAAAAGGUGAAAUAUAUAAUGACUAAAGUUUCCAUCUCACUUUAACAAGCAAAAGUAAACCACAUUCUGUUCAUACUGUGAUCCCUCUCGGUGUCUGUUUUUAAGGAUCCUAUGAGGAGAAAAGCACCUACACAAGUUGAGUAAUGUCACUCUUAUUACAGCUUUCAGAUAUUUCUUUUACCCGUAGGAAGGGAACGCAAUUAAUCUUUCAUGUGAUGCAUUUGUUUCUGGUCCCUAAUUCUCUGAUGUCCAGGUUUGCCUCUGUAGUCUGCAAGUGUUGAUGAUUUGACAGCUGUAACAAGGGAAAUAGAGGACUUGAAGGCCUCCUGCAUCUCCUAAAAAGUGUCCUCAUCACACGCACCUCUGGCUCUGAUGGAUUUAAUGUAGUUAAAGGUGGUAUAAUUGUGUGGACUACUAUAGGAGCAUAUCAGCCGAAAGGUUAAAGCGAAAACCACCAAAAUUGGCAUCACAGUCGAUGUGAGCUAAAAAAUAGGACCCUGUGAGGUAUUUUUGCAGGAGAAAUGCAAAUAAAUGACAAAUUGAUGAUGUGCAGGGUGUUUAUGCUGCGUUCAAGACAGUCAGGAAGGAUUUGGUAAUCCUUUUUUUUUUUUUUUUUUUUAAAUAACACAAUUUUACUUUCAGUGUUGCAUGAAAUUCUUUUUUUGGGUAUGAAGCCAAUUCAUUAGUGGUAUAUAAAAAAAAAAGUGGAUCACAAACAGUUGCGGUCUGUUGCAUGAGGGAUUCAAGCAUUGUGUUUUUCCCACGCUGCAGCACUAAAACUUAAUAGCCGGAGUUGCAAUCUACGCGUUGGGAAUUCCAGACUUCCGACUGCGUCUUGAAUGCAGCAUUGGAAAAUCAGUGCGUCCCAACCCGAGCUGAGCUGAGUCUCCUCUGUGGAAGUGGCCCGAGACCAAAGAGAGACUUGAGUCCAUGUGUUUCUACUCGUCUUCCCACUUCAGUCGGCAUUAAGAACUGAAUCUUCGGGUCUCUUUUUUUGAAAGCUCAACUGCAUCUGCCGGUUUAUUUUGCGUUGUGUUUAAUACUCUAGAAGGUGUGGACUGCCUUGUUUUGUUUUUCUUUUGAUCCUCAGGACUGUUUUUGUACAGCUGACUGGUUUUCAGGAGACUGUUUUGAAGGAUGUGCACUUCAGCUUCUCAGCACAAGGUUUGACUGUCUGUUACCACACAAGAAAAAAAAAAAAAGAAGAAGCUUUUUCACUAUUCGGGCCACAAUGUUUAAAUAAGUGUGAUUUACAAUUUCCGUUGGCAUGAAUCAGGAAUGCGAGGGUUUGGGUUCAUGGUCCUGUUCAUAGGAUGAAAAGUGGGGCUGAUUUCCAGCUCGGAAGCGAAGAAGCGAAGCUUAAAGUGUAACGAUGUGGUUCAAUGUGAAGGUUUCAUUCGAUGAGGUCGCUUUGCACUACAGACAUAAAUGAUGAUUGUUCUGAAAUUAGUGGUGGAAAGAAAAGUAAAGCAUAUAUUUGAGUUGUGAAAUUGUGCAUUUUGGUCGUAAUUUGAAGAGGAAAAUUUGUCAUGCUGUAACAUUUUUAUUUGAGAGAGCCGUGAAGAAGACUUGUGUGCUAUAUGUGGAAUCACUGUGGGAAUAAAAGGCGACGUAUGUCUUCUAAUCCGCUGA
Cyclopterus lumpus (lumpfish) is the source of this 3100-nucleotide messenger RNA. RefSeq names its product 2-aminoethanethiol (cysteamine) dioxygenase b (gene adob). The coding region runs from base 509 to 1306 and encodes 265 amino acids. Gene Ontology annotation, cellular component: mitochondrion. Lineage: Eukaryota; Metazoa; Chordata; Actinopteri; Perciformes; Cyclopteridae. Gene Ontology annotation, molecular function: oxidoreductase activity, acting on single donors with incorporation of molecular oxygen, incorporation of two atoms of oxygen. The transcript has 2 exons. The record is from RefSeq and is a predicted model, not a curated record.